CAUUGUUUGACAGUGUGCCGCUGCGAAUAGCACAUGAGGUUCUGCAUGGGAAGAGUCGGAGUUUUUGAUUUUGUUAAACUAGGGUAAAACCAACAUUUAUUUACUGUCGAGAAGGAAAUCGAGACUGAUAAAAAGUGUAGCGAAAUUCAUAAAUCAUAGUUCACUCAUACCGGUAGCUACCUCACUCCUCUUUAUUUCAGGGUAAUUGAGGGGUAAGAUUUGGAAGCAGUUUCUAAAUUAGUCGUUAAAUCGGUUAAUGAAAUGGAAAAUUCCGAAGUAAAUUCGGUGGAUUUGCAUGGAGAUGAAGAGAUUAUUGAAGUUAUUGAGCUGAAUGAAACAGAACCGACCCCAGAUGACCUUGCUGAGGGUGUUGAAGAUGUGGAUUUCACUGAAGGAGAAGAUGAAGGCUGGGAAACAGAGGAUGAAGGAGGAGAGGAGAUGGAAGAAGCUGACAAAGAUGACAGUGAUCUAACCUUCUCCAGACAUACAGGUUCUGUGUUCUGUGUGAAUCUAGACCCCAGUACUAACAGUCUGGCAGUCACGGGGGGUGAGGAUGACAGAUCCUUUGUCUGGAGGGUGAGUGAUGGAGAGGUGCUGUUUGAGUGUACAGGACACAAGGACUCUGUCACCUCUGCCUCCUUCAGCCAUGACUCUGCACUGGUUGCCACGGGAGACAUGAGUGGCCUCAUCAAGGUGUGGAAGGUGGAAACUAAGCAGGAGGUGUGGUCCUUUGAGGUCGGAGAUCUAGAGUGGAUGGAGUGGCACCCCUGUGCUCAUGUCCUGCUGGCUGGCACAGCUGAUGGGAACGUGUGGAUGUGGAAGAUCCCCAGCGGGGAGUGCAAAACCUUUCAGGGGCCUGGCUGCCAGGCCACCACUGGAAAGAUCCUGCCCGACGGAAAGAGAGCUGUUGUUGGCUAUGAAGAUGGAAUCGUCAGACUUUGGGAUCUCAAACAGGGAAAUACUUCUCAUGUUCUCAAAGGACCAGAUGGACACCAGGGCCCCGUCACCUGUGUGGCAUGCAGUAAAGAUGGAGGUCUUAUACUGACAGGCUCCGUCGACUGUAGAGCCAAGCUCAUCAGCACUGCCACCGGAAAGGUAGUGGGAGUGUUCUCAACAGAGGGGCGCAAACCCAAAGUUUUAAUGGAAGAGGAAUCUGAGACCAACUCUGUUGAGUCGGUGGGAUUCUGUAAUGUGUUGCCAUUGGUUGCUGUUGCUUACCUUGAUGGGACUCUAGCCAUUUACGAUCUUUCUACGCAGAGCUUGCGACACAAGUGUCCGCACGAGGCUGGCAUCGUUCACUUGCAGUGGGAGGACAGCUCACCCCUGCUCUACACCUGCAGCUUGGACGGAGUUGUCCGUAUCUGGGAUGCUCGCUCAGGGCAGAUGGUAACACAGUACCGUGGGCACACGGCUGAAAUACUCGACUUCACACUCAACAGAGAAGCUUCCGUGGCAGUCACUGCAUCUGGAGAUCAUAAAGCCAAAGUCUUCUGCCUUCAGAGACCGGACCGGUAAACACAAGGAUGCCCAGAGCUACCGAAAAGAACAUGGUGGGAUGCAGUUAUUUAUAUAUUGGGAUAUCCUUCUUUUCACACUCGCCAAAAAUAAUUCGGGACUACAGCCGUAUCCUUAGGACGUUUUGUCAACAUAAUUCUCUUAUAGGCAGGAGAGUAAUUGUUUUGGGAUGAUUUCUUCUUCAGGGCCAUCUUUUGAAAUGCUUUUGAAUUAUUGGUAGAUUGGCAUUGACAAGAGUAAAAGAGACCUGCAUGUUUCAGGAUUAAUCUGGGUAUUAAUACACAAUGUAGUGACCAUUACCUACUAAACAAUGUGUGGUAACAGUCAUUUAUCCAGAUUCUUGCAUCCCGUUUGCUUCAGAAGGCCUCUGCCUUUGGAUAGAGACUCCAGUGCUUGUUCAAAGUUGCUAAGUGAUUUUAAUUUGGGGUCUUGCAUUGAGUUAAUUUCUGAAGUAUGCAAACUUUAAGAGUAAACCUGUUUGAACAUGUAUCCCAUAACAUAUAGGAAUAUUUGUAACCAAUGUGAAAUCAUGUUAAUAAGCUCUCUAAUAGAGUUAUUAGAGAAUUAUCUAGAAGUAGUGAUUAAGACCUCUUGUUUGCACAAUUUUAUAAUACUGCAGUUGGAAUGCCAAACAAAGCUUUCUGUGAUGUAUUGUUAUUAAAGUACUGAGUAUGUUUGCCAUUAAAAAAAAAAAAAAACAAUCCUCUUUAUCAGCUA
This is a messenger RNA of Polyodon spathula (Mississippi paddlefish), 2232 nucleotides long. RefSeq names its product angio-associated migratory cell protein-like. Gene Ontology annotation, molecular function: protein binding. The record is from RefSeq and is a predicted model, not a curated record. The coding region runs from base 262 to 1515 and encodes 417 amino acids. Lineage: Eukaryota; Metazoa; Chordata; Actinopteri; Acipenseriformes; Polyodontidae. Gene Ontology annotation, cellular component: cytosol. The transcript has 11 exons.